CUCGGAGUAAGAAGCACGGGCGCUCGCAACAGGCGAUCUGUGGGUGACCGCGUCUGCGGGAGAUUUUACCAUCCCUCCUCUGGGUCUUGGGGAGAAAGAACCAGCAGCUCCCCAACCCCUCCCCCUCCACCACCAUUUCGGACACCCCGCAGGGACGCGUUUUGGAGUUCCCUCUGACUUCCAGGAAGUACGCGAGCCCCUCUGUGACUCCAGGUCAGGCGGCCACCUAUCUUUGCCGUGCUGACCCUUCUUCCAUGACCCUGCGGUGCCUCGAGCCCUCGGGGAAUGGCGCGGAUGGGACGCGGAGCCAGUGGGGGACCGCUGGGUCAGCCGAGGCCAGCCCCCAGGCAGCACGCCUGGCGAAGGCCCUGCGCGAGCUGGGUCAAACAGGAUGGUACUGGGGAAGUAUGACUGUUAAUGAAGCCAAAGAGAAAUUAAAAGAGGCGCCAGAAGGAACUUUCUUGAUUAGAGAUAGUUCGCAUUCAGACUACCUACUAACAAUAUCUGUUAAAACGUCAGCUGGACCAACUAAUCUGCGAAUUGAGUACCAAGAUGGGAAAUUCAGAUUGGAUUCUAUCAUAUGUGUCAAGUCCAAGCUUAAGCAAUUUGACAGUGUGGUUCAUCUGAUUGACUACUAUGUUCAGAUGUGCAAGGAUAAGCGGUCGGGCCCAGAAGCCCCCCGGAAUGGGACUGUUCACUUCUAUCUGACCAAACCGCUCUAUACAUCUGCACCAUCUCUUCAGCAUCUCUGUCGACUCACCAUUAACAAAUGUACCGGUACUGUCUGGGGACUGCCUUUACCAACAAGACUAAAAGAUUACUUGGAAGAAUAUAAGUUCCAGGUGUAAGUGUUUCUGUUUUUCUAAACAUCAUCAUAUAGGCUAUCUCCAAAUGCAGCUAUGUAAGACAACACCAAAACUUGAGCGACUGGAUAACUGCACAGAAUUCUAAAAACAGCUGAAGUCAACCUAAUUUAAAUGAGUAAAGAGGUAGCUAGGUAUUUAAAAUUCCCCUAGAUCUUUUCACCUGAGUGAUGCUUCCUUUCCUAAGGCUGACCAAGAUCAGUUGAUCCUUUUAACUAAGAAAUAAAAUGCCCCAAGUAAAGGCUGAGGGAGCAUUUUAUCGGAAUGCCUUGUCUUUCUGAAGU
Ictidomys tridecemlineatus (thirteen-lined ground squirrel) is the source of this 1147-nucleotide messenger RNA. Lineage: Eukaryota; Metazoa; Chordata; Mammalia; Rodentia; Sciuridae. The record is from RefSeq and is a predicted model, not a curated record.